UAUUAUUUAACUCUGGCUUUAUACGAGCGACCUCACCUUAUUUUAUUUUCCUUUCUCCGAAGCGAGCUGUUCCGUUUGUCAGACUUCAGGCUAGAACAUAUUUAGCAGCGAGAACACUCUAUGCAGGCCACAAUGGACGAGGAAAUAUUCAACACGAUUCAGUCCUCGAUUACGAGCGUGUUGAUUACGGCCCAAAACGCGCAGAACAAGGAGGCGUCGGAAAGCGCUAUCGCGCAGUUUUUGCAAUGGGAGAACAACUAUUUUCCGAUGUGGAUGACGGCGCUCGCGUUCGAGCUGGCGGACGACUCGAAGAAGGAGUCGCCGUCCAGGCAGAUUGCGGGGCUCACCUUUCGAAGGAACUUGGAUGCGGACACGCCCGAGAGGAUGCAGAUGGUGGUCAAGAGGUGGCUGGAGAUAUCGGUCGACGUCAGAGCGCACAUCAAGGCUAAGCUCUUGGACACGAUGGGUUCCGAGGUGGCGAAGUACCGCCACCUGGCGGCGCAGUGCUUCGGCCAGAUUGCCGUGCUCGAGAUAUCCUCGUGGAUAGACUGCAUUGACGUGCUGCACAGGAUUAUUUUGCUGCAGGGCUCCGAUUACUUGAAGGAGGCCGCGCUCAUCGCGCUCGAGACCAUAUGUAGGUCCGCGCCGCCGCAGGAGUACUCCAAGAAGUCCAACAAGGUUGUCGAGGCCAUCAACUUCGGCAUGGAGUCUCCUUAUGUUGAGCUCAAGAUUGUCGCCACCAAGGCGCUCUUGGCGGUCGUGGGCUCCAUGUCCGCCGACGACCUCGCUAUAGACGACUGCAAGGGCUUCCUCGCGCAGGCGCUCAACGCCGCCAACUUCGGCGACGCCUCCGUUCGGCUCUACGCUUACGAGUGUUUGGUCGUCAUGAUAAGCCCUUACUACUACCACCUCGAGUUGGUCAUGGACAAGAUCUACGAGACCACGCUCAACUGCAUUCGCACCGACUCCGAGCGGGAAGUGGUGCUCCAGGCAAUCGAAUUUUGGACCUCUCUCAGCGAGGAGGAGGCUUGCAUAGCCGACGAAAACGCGCGACGUCUCGACCAGGACCCCGCUUGCAAGGAGCAGCUGCAUCCCAUGUACCAUUUCGUCUCCAAAGCGGCUCCCACUCUAUGCGACGUGCUGUGCCAGUGCGUGGAGAGGGAAAUCGACCUCGACCUCGAGCAGUGGACCAUAACCAGCGCCGCCAGCGCCUGUCUGAGCGCCAUCUCCGUCGUCAUCACCAAGGACGUUAUUCCCCUCGUUAUGCCCUUCAUCAACACCAAAAUCGUGGCCAACUAUGACAACGCCCGCGCCUCCGCCCUCCUCGUCUUCGGCGCCAUCAUGGACGGCCCCACCAUCGACGAUGUCAAGGCAACCAUCGUCAGCUCCCUCCCAGUCGUCCUGAGCUGUCUCAACUCCCAAACCCAACUUGUCAAGUCCACCGCCGCCUGGGUCCUCCGCCGCAUCGCCCAAUACCACGCCCCAGCUCUCAACGAUCACGCCCAACUCGAACCCUACCUCCGCGCCCUCUGCCAAUCCCUCAACGGAGACGCCAGGAUCGCCGCCAUCUGUUGCGAGGCCAUCGAAAAACUCGCCGGGUCCGUCGACAAACCCAGCCCGGAAAACCCACUCAACCCCUACUUCAACGACCUCUUCUGCGCCCUCCUCGCCGCCAGCAACCGCCCCGACGCCUACCGCGAAAACCUCAGGCUCUGCGCCCUAGAAGCCCUCCGCAUCCUCAUCCUCGUCGUCCCCGAAGACUCCCUCGUCAUCGUCGAGGGCGCCCUCACCCACUUCGCCUCCUACCUCGGCAACACCGUCCUCUGCGGCAACAACCCCGAAAUCAGCGAACUCCAAGGCCAACUCUGCGGCAUCCUCGCCACCUGCGUCUCUCGCCUCGGCAAACGCAUCGAACCCCUCUCCCCCAACGUCAUGGAACUCAUGUUCAACCUCAUGCGCAGCAGCACCAGCUCCUCCGUCCACCAAGAGUGCUUCAUGACCAUCUCCUUCGUCGUCCAAGCCCUCGGCGAACAAUUCCAACAAUUCCUGCCCUCCUACGUCGAAUUCCUCUUCUACGCCCUCGUCCACUGGGAAGACACCGACCUCUGCAAACAAGCCGUCUACAGCGUCACCGACCUCUGUCUCUACCUCCCAGAACAAUUCAAAGUCUACUCCCAACGCGUCAUCGAAAUCCUCCUCUUCAACGUCGUCCAACCCAACAUCUCCCCCUACCUCGCCCCCAACAUCGUCAGCUGCCUCUCCGACGUCGGACACACCCUCGGCAACGACUUCGUCAACCACCUCCCCAAAACCAUGGGCGUCCUCAUCAAGGCCAGCGAAAUCGCCACCACCAAAACCACCGACAUCACCGACACCGAGCAAAUCGAAUCCGUCAACAUGUGGCGAGAAACCAUCCUCGCCGCCUACUCCAUGCUCAUCCUCACCUUCACUCGCGACAAGAAGAACGAGCUAAAGGACUACAUCCCAAACAUCAUACUCACCCUCAAAGUCAUCGCCGACGACUCCGGCUCGCGCGUCGACUCCAUCUCUCGCGCCAUGUGCUGUCUAAUCCUAGACCUCUCCGAGUACUUCGGCAGCCUCUUCUCCGCCCAGCUCAGAACCUUCCUCCCCUUCAUCACCCAGGUCAUGAACUCCAGCUUCAGCUCCCCGGAAACCACCCGGAGCGCCAAGCUCGCGAAAGAAGUCGUCGAGAAACUAUAAAAAACUCCCCUUGAAUGUAUACACACACAAACGCGCACAAACCUGUCGCGCAACGAACCCCCCUUGUAACCGUUCAAAAAAUGACACAAAAAAAAAAAAAA
Schistocerca gregaria is the source of this 2822-nucleotide messenger RNA. RefSeq lists its product as uncharacterized. Bases 121 to 2721 code for a protein of 866 amino acids. Gene Ontology annotation, molecular function: small GTPase binding; nuclear import signal receptor activity. Gene Ontology annotation, biological process: protein import into nucleus. Lineage: Eukaryota; Metazoa; Arthropoda; Insecta; Orthoptera; Acrididae. Gene Ontology annotation, cellular component: nucleus; cytoplasm. The record is from RefSeq and is a predicted model, not a curated record. The transcript has 5 exons.